Molecule: messenger RNA, 6433 nt
Organism: Chelmon rostratus (copperband butterflyfish)
Lineage: Eukaryota; Metazoa; Chordata; Actinopteri; Chaetodontiformes; Chaetodontidae
Gene: mia3
Product: MIA SH3 domain ER export factor 3
Exons: 28
Coding region: 27-5372 (1781 amino acids)
Biological process (GO): vesicle cargo loading; endoplasmic reticulum to Golgi vesicle-mediated transport; protein secretion
Cellular component (GO): endoplasmic reticulum exit site; endoplasmic reticulum membrane
Molecular function (GO): protein binding
Source: RefSeq, a predicted model, not a curated record
UCAAGCCCGUCAACAGAACUGCCAGCAUGGCAGCAAAACACUUUUACCGACAAGGCUUUUUAUUACUUUUAUUUAACUUCAUUUCAACCGCUGCCUUGGAAAAGCGGUUCUCCGACUUUAAACGAUGCGCCGAUGAGGAGUGCAGCAUGCUUCUGGUUCGGGGUAAAGCUGUGGAAGAUUUCUCAGGACCAGACUGUCGGUUCCUGUCUUUCAAGAAAUCAGAAACUAUCUAUGUAUACUACAAACUGUCAGGCAGAAGGGCUGACAUGUGGGCCGGAAGUGUUGGAAGUCACUUUGGUUAUUUCCCAAAGGACCUUCUUGCAGUUAACCACAUUUAUACCAACAAAGAAUUUGAAGUUCCAGCAGAGGAAACAGAUUUUGUCUGUUUUGACACCGGAUAUGAUAAGUUUGACAAUUACAACAUAGAUUUACUGUUAGGCUCUUCACUGGAGGAGAGUGAAAGUAAAGACGCACCUGAACAAAGCCAGGUGGCAGAGGGUGUGCAGGAAGAAACACAGCCAUCAGCAGACGAGGCAACGGACAGUGAAAAACAAACAAAGCAUCACGACAGCUCUGAGGAUCUUGAUAAAGUCCCGGAUGAUCAAAGUGCCUCUUUACCUGAACUUGAAUUUGAUGGGGAAAAAGACUCAGAGUCUGAAACAGCAGCUCCACUUGAUGCUGCUGACAGCGCUGCAGAAGACACAGAACUUGUAGAGUCUGUUGUUGAAAAUGUGUCAGAAAGGAGUGAAACCAAAGAAACACCCGCAAAAUCUGAGGUGGAAUCUGCGGCCAACGUUGAUGCUGUUUCAGAAAACGAACAAAUCUCGAUUUCUGAAGGGGUGCAAAUCCCUGAGCUGAGAACUACCCUUGGAACAACGUAUGAUGCUGUCACCACCGAUGACGAAAUCACCAAGAAUGUUACCCCAGAUGAAGAGGAGGAAGGCGAGCAUGUGGAGAAUCAUGAAGAUGACAUUGAUGUUGAAGUAGAAACUCCAUUGCUGUCAUUCUCUGAAGAAACAGUGCCUGAAAGUCCUCCAACAGCACAUCAUGAUAAACCAGAGACUGCAGAGGAGAAGAACAUGUGGACGUCAUUUGGAGAUGCAGUUUUUUCAGUUGUCACUGGGGGAGAGAGGACGGCACACAAUUUGAGUUCGGAGGAAGAUGAAGAUGACGAUGAUCAGGAAGAAGAAGCUGCCUCAAAAACCCUUCAGAGUUUUGAGGAAGCAAAGAACCAGGCAUCAGUAGGACUACCAAAAAGACCAGAGAACAUAGAGCCAGUUUUUCAAGAUGCUCCCUCCAGCUCUAUACAAACAGAUAAUGAAGAAACAAACAACGACUCUGCGAAACUCUUGUUUGAAUUUGAUGAUGAGAGUGAUCGAGAAGUGGUUGGACCUGAGGAGCCCUGGGAAGAUACAUUAAAACCAACAGAAACAAGUACAAUAUCAGUGGAUCUGGUAGUACAAGAUGAUACUCCUGCUGUUCCUGAGGCUGAAAAAUCAGAUCUUAGAACAGCAGAUGAACCCAUUGAGCACAAAGAGGAAGAGGAAGUGUCCAAAGAUUCAGGCGUUGAUGAUGACUAUGCAGGCGUCCGUGACAGUAGUGUUGCGAUGGGGCAUAAUGAGGAUUUUGAUGAUGAAUCGGCAGAAAACAAAACAAUGGCCGAUCAAGAAUCAGACGCUGAAGCUGAAACACUACAGGACCCGUCCACUGAGGAGACGCCGUCAGAGAAUUCAAAUGUCAAACGUGAUGAAAAGCCAGUAGAUGCCAGCCUACCCAAUCACCUACAUGACCGUUUAAUGAGAGAUUUAAAGAGUAAGAACAGCCAGCCAGAAUUAUCUGUGCAGGAACCAAAGAUUCAUGAGGAACUUCUAACAGAGGAGUUGGAAGAUGAGAUGGAUAAACAGAAGGAGGAGGAGGAGAGGGAAGAGUUACUUGAAGAUGAAAAUGCACUUUCUCCCUCGCAGUGGAACGACACAGACUCUGACAAACCCUUACCUGAAACAACCCAGCCAGCUGUGUCGACUCCAGAGCCAGAACCAGAACCAGAACCAGAGCCAGAACCAGAGCCAGAGUACAGCGACAGCGUGCUGAGACUGACUCUGCUGCGAGACCACUUCACAGAGGAGAGCAUGGAGCGGGUCCAAAAGCUUCUGGGGCUCAGUAAUCUCUUCAAAGUGGAGGCCAUGUUCUCUGACUUGGACACAGAAUUGCAGGCUACCCGUCUGUCACACACAGGUACGACGCAAGACAUUGAAAAUGCCCUCGAGGGCAUCCUGGAAGCCUCUGAGAACACUAUCCUGGACGAGAUUGAGAAGAUGCUAGAUGGCCAGAGCACGAAGCACAGUUAUGACCAGCAUAUGGACACAAGUAGUUUGGAUGAGGAGACUGAAAUACUAGAUGACUUCCAGGAGCUUGCAUUCAGCCUGCGGCAGAAAUAUUCAACAGCCAGUGACAGCACGCCAUUGGCAAGAGAAAAAGAGUCAGACGUCGACCAAGAUGAACAUAAUGUAAAUGUAAAAGACGAUACACCUCACGUUGCUGAAGAAGACGAGGUUGACAGCGUCCCCGAGGCUGAGAGUGAGGACAACCUCACAGUAGUAACAGAUCACGACGAAAGGCCGGCAGAGACGAAAGAAGAGCGGAUAGUUUUGGACGAGGUGAACAGUGGACCAGACGUCAGCGUGGAGGAGGAUGGCGGACACUUUAAUAAAAACAAAGACAAUCAGCCGGGCUUCAGUGCAUCACAAGAGAUGCACAAAGUCCCUCAAGCCACCCUGGAAAAUCCUUUAGACAUGGGCCUUGGAGUAGAGGUGGAGCACUCACCCUCAGGCUCUUUGGACUCCAUGGAACCAGUGUCUGAUAUUCACGAAGAAGAAGUGGGAUUAUUCUCAACUGGAAUUGUUUACAUGAGCUGCAUCCUUUCGAUGAGCAAGAGUAAAAUUGCAGAGUGGACCACUGAGAUUAUUUCACUACUGCCAGAAGAGUGGAAGCCAGGGGAAACCUUGUUUGGCUGUCCUUGGCAGGCUGUUGUCAUCACUGCUUUGGUUGGAGUAGUGACCUUCACCCUCUUCUUCUGGAGGACCGUGUUGGCAGUGAAAAAAAGAGAAUACCUUGUGGAUGAAAAAAGGCUGACAGAACAAAUUCAGGCACUCAAAAAAGAGAAGAUUGAUGCUCUCACUAAAAUGUCUGAACUCCAGAAACAGACUGAACAACUGAAAGAAAAUCAAAAACAGUCAAAGGAAGCAGUUAGUUGUACAAUGAAAAGGAUGCAAAGCCUGGAGAAUAAGGUUUUGGAGGCAGAAGCGCUGAACGCUGACAUGGCCGAGGAAAAGAACAAAUAUGCAAAACUGCUCGAGGAAGAGAGGGCAAACUCUCUGCUAAAUAAAACCAGGAUCGAGAAAUUGGAGAAGUCAAACGAGAAGUUACAGCUCAGCAGAAAGAAGAUUCAGGAAGCUCUCGCUAAGACUACUGUCCACCUGGACGAGGCCAAGAUUCGGGAAGAUGCCCGAAACGUUCAGCACAAAUGUCUUCAGAAAGAUUACGCAGCGCUAAAAGAAGAAAAUAAAACGCUCACAGCGACUAUUAAAGGCUGGGAGGACAAACACAAGGAGCUGAACGAGCAGAUUAAAGUCUAUCAGAAGUCCCAGAAAGAGCUGGAGGACUCUGUGGUGCUCAAAGACCACAAUGUGGAGGUGCUCUCGGAACUUCUGGCAGACCUUGACGCUUGUGACUCACAAAAAGGCGAUGCCAAAGUUUUAGCCAACGGAGAAGUCGCACCUGUGUCUUUUUCAGACAAGAAGACAGCCAUAAAGAACCGGAUCAAACAGAUGAUGGAUGUUUCUCGGGCCCAGACCACGCUCACUGUGGUCGAAGAGGAGCGCGAUCGCUUCAUGACCAAACUGCUGAAUGAAGAGAAGACUAGAAAAACACUGGAAGAACAACACCAGGAGCUGGAGCAUUCAAUUGCAACCCUAAAAAGUGAGAAGAGCCAUGUUGAAAACCAGUUUAAGAUCCUGCAGCAGAAAAAUGAAAUCAUGGUUGAGAUGUAUCAGCAGAAGGAAAACGCCUUGCAGCAGAGGUUAACGAAGGAAGAGCUGGAGCGACGCAGCAAAGAGAAUAUGCUGUCUGAGGUGGGAGGAAAAGCUCUUGAGGCAGAGGAGCAGGUUAAAGUCUUAAGGCAACGCAUUAAUGAAAUGGAGGAGCAGAUGAAGAAGACUGAGGAGGUCUAUAAAGAGCAGAUAAAAGAACAGGAAAACAAAACUCACUCAAACUGGGUAAAUGCUCGUAACGCAGAGCGAGCUCUGAACCAAGAGAAGCUUGAGUCAUCAAAGCUCCGUGAAAAACUGGCUGUUCUGACCUCCCAACUUAACGAGCGCCGUGCUCCCCUCUUCAGACCGAACUCUGGACAACCUGCAGGGCCUCGCCAAGGUGACUCAUAUGGGCCCUCUCCUGUGAGUGGGGGUGCACCAUCCCCUCCGCUAAUGAUAGAGGGUCCCAGGCGCCCUCCUUCGGCCCCAGUGGGGCGAAGAAUUGACCCGUAUGGUCCACGACCUCCGUCAGACCCACAUGGUCGUUACCCUGACAACAAACACAUCUCUGGGAUGGACAUGAUGGGCCCCCGUAGCUCCUCGCCUGCCAACAUGGAUGGAUCUACACAAGCAGUAGAUCCACAGAUAAAAGCAGAGACACAGGCUGAGGCCUCCACAGACAGUCCAGAGCCAGGCCCUGGAUCCUUCCUAGCAUCUCCAAUCAGGGAUUCCCCAGGCCCCAUGGUCCAAGGACCUCCACCCGGCCCCGGCCCCCAUGACCAGCUCCUCCCUCCUGGACCCCACAGCCGUUUGCCACCUCCUGGACCUUACAGACCUCCACGACCCGGCCUCUACCACCUCCCACCAGGUCCUCCUCCUCCUCACGGGCCUCCACUACCAGCCAAUGGACACCCAGGUAUGCCUCUGCCUGGACCAAUGGGAGGAGAAUUUGGACCUCGACCCACCAACGGACAUGCGUUCCACCCAAGACAAGGCCCUGGACAUGUCGUUGAUCCUCGAGCUCCGCCACCGCCACACUUCCGUCCCCCUCCACCUCAUCACUUUGGACCCAUGCCACCGCCGCAUGGUGUCCGUGGACCUAUGGGACCACGUCCGCUCAUCCCUCCUGACAUGCGCAUCCCAGGACCGCGUGACCACACCAACCCACAAAUGAAUCUGCCUCCAGGUGUCCCUCCCCAUCCUGCACAUGGUGACGCUUAUGGCCAGGCUCCACCCGAUGCCCUCCAGAACUCAGCGGGAGCUCACACCGGCCCCGGCCAGGACCUGCACAUGAAACAGGAGGCCCCUCAGGACUCAGCGAGGCCAGCGAUGGUCAAGCCUUAAAAACGCCACCAGCUAUGGCAGAGGACUUGAACUGACCGCAAACCCAUCACAUUAACAACCCAGAUCCAGCCCAAGCAAAGGUCAUGAAUAUUUUCAUAUUUCAGUUCUAAAAUAAAAACUACAAAGGAUGUUUAUUAAAAAAAACCUGGUCCUUGAAGCAUCGUCAGUAAUUGUGUCUGAAUGAAUAUGAAUUAAGAGGGUUGCCACUUUUCUAAACAGCUUAUUGUGCAAUAAUAAUUCAUUAUAUGCCAGAGGAUUUUCAUUUUUGUUGAUCUUUUAAAAAAUAUAUAGCAGUGAUUUUUAAGGGGCAAAUUUUUAAUGUCAUUUCCUGUGGAAAUUAUUAAAAAAAGAGAAAAAGGAGGGAGGUUUAGCUUCUAGCAUUUCAGGAAUACCAUAAUUUUCCCAAAGCUGUUGCUUUAGAACCAACUGUAAAGCAAAUGUGUAAUUUGAUGGCCAGAUGUAUAACUUAUUUUACUAUGUUGGUAGAACUUUUAAUAAUAAAGAAUGUAAAAGCUCUCUGCGUUAUGUUAUCAACUGGUUACAGUUCACUUACAGUGGAUGUAUUUUACACAGGCUCCAUCUGCUUUUCAGCAUGUGUCUGAAGGCCUUUGCUUUUGGAAAAAUAAGGCAUACAUCUGUGCUGCUGCUGAGACGGAAACAUUAACUUUAGCUCUUUUUAUGUUCAUUAAAAGUCAGUCGAUGUGUUUCAUCCCAAAAGUGCAUGUACCAUAUUUAGCUUAGCGUAUGCAGGGACAGAAAAGUGACACUGGUAGCAUUUCAGAAAUAAUUCAAGACGUUUCUCCUUCUAUUUUGCAUUUUUGUGGAAUGUAAACGAUGUACUUUGAGAAUUGUAGUUUUUGGCUCAAACUCAUGAAACUGUGGCCUCGUCGUUCGACAAGAUUCCUCUCCUGCGGUCUCAAAAGGUGAAGAUUCCUCCUCCUCUGGCAUUGUGAGUGAUUGCAUCAAACUUAGGGCAUUAGGGCACUUUGUCUCAGGACCUAAACACAGAAUGAAGAUAAAAUAAAGACACUUGUAGUAUCAGUUUGUCCAAAUUACCAAAA